Molecule: messenger RNA, 972 nt
Organism: Parnassius mnemosyne (clouded apollo)
Lineage: Eukaryota; Metazoa; Arthropoda; Insecta; Lepidoptera; Papilionidae
Source: the annotation of a GenBank genome assembly
UUGUCGCCUUUUACGACACCCACGGGAGGAUAUGGGGUAGUGGAUAUUCUUGACCGCCACUACACGGCAAUGACCGCCACUACACGGCAACUUUUACAAUCUUAUAAAAUUUAUACCGAUGCAUCUAGCGAUAAUGAUAUUAACAUAGGAGCUGCAUUUUUUGACCCUCAGUUAAACAUAUCAAUGAAAUUAAAAAUUAAUUCUAAAGUUUCAAUAAUGUGUGCUGAGCUAAUAGCUAUUUCAGAAGCUGUAUCGUACAUUGCAUCACUCAAUCACAAAUAUCAAUAUGUUAUUUUGACAGACUCUAAGAGUGCUCUGCAACACUUGGCUCGAUGUACUUCGAAUUUUCGAGGAACACCGAUAGCCUACAGUAUUUUGAAGUCUAUUGAUAGUUUAACCAAAAAAAAUGUAACUGUUGUGUUACAAUGGAUCCCUGCUCAUAUUGGCCUAGUAGGUAAUGAAGUGGUGGAUAGAUUAGCGAAGGAAGCUUCCUCUGACGGUAUUUUACGGCGUUAUUUACCUUUUUUCGCGGACUUUCUAUACAAAGUAAAAGAAAGAUGUGACACUUUGUGGAAGGAAUACUUUAAUGAGAGAUCUUUAACAAAAGCAAUAUGGUAUAAAACUAUUCAACCAAAUCUCUCCCGGUCUUCAUGGGUGGAUAAGGCUAAUAUGGGCAGGACCGAUAUCGUUACAGCUCUAAGGUUGCGAUCGGGACACAUACCAAUGAACAGCUUCGCAUUUUUGAUGGGAAAAGUCGAAUCCCCUAACUGUGUAGAAUGUGGCCAAAUAGAAGAUGUAGUGCACAUUUUGGUGGAGUGUGUUCGUAUCGAAGCCGAAAGAGUAAAUUUUUGCAAUAAAUAUAAUGUAAAUAGAUUAGAUAUCGGAUUUUGUAACAGUAUUCUGGCUUCACCAUUGUCUGAGGAAGCCAGAAUUUUGUACAAAAUAGUCCAAGUUGGACUUAAAAGAAGAUAA